Aspergillus bombycis is the source of this 4479-nucleotide messenger RNA. RefSeq names its product GYF domain protein. Bases 1 to 4479 code for a protein of 1492 amino acids. The record is from RefSeq and is a predicted model, not a curated record. Lineage: Eukaryota; Fungi; Ascomycota; Eurotiomycetes; Eurotiales; Aspergillaceae. Gene Ontology annotation, molecular function: protein binding. The transcript is spliced from 7 exons.
AUGCCUACGCCACUUCCUUCUAGUUUUGCUUCGGCCGCUGCUGGCAACACUGAUGCCUCUCGAAGAGGCGAUGGAACUGCCAGUGGAGAAUGGGCUCGAAACCGCAUGAACGGAGCAACACAAACCUUCCGCCGCCCGUCAGUUGCGACUAACCCUUCCCACAGCCGGGAUACCAGCCAGCCCGCAUCCGCUACGACUCCUACGGCCGGUACCUACACUCCCCCACAUAUGCUUUCGAAUUACCAGUCUAGCGCACUCCGCAACGGGGCAACCAAUGACACUCGGUAUUCCAAAGAACAGCUGUUAGAACUUUAUAAGGCUCAACGGGAGACGGGUAUUUUGGGUAAGAACCUCGCAGAAUAUCUCGCCGCCGACUGGAAUCCACAGGUAGAGACACCCGCCGCCAACGGCGCCUGGGGCAGGCGGGAGGAUUCGAAAGACAAUCCCUCUGGGCCUGGGGUGUGUUGGGAUCACGGAGGACAGAUGGAACCUUUGAGCCUAGUGGACAUGACUGAUGAUGAGAAAGAGUUAUUUUCCCUCUCAGUGAACUCCCCACUGAAGCCGCCACCCACCAAUGUACCCAAGGAGAACACGGGCGCUACUCCGGGAGGACGCAAGGGAUCGAUUUCUCAGGGUCAUAUGAACAACUACAACACCUCGUCCCCGAGUGCAAAUCGCCCUGGGCCUAGGCGUCGGGAGACCGGCGAUUCGAUCGGCAACCCUAUGUCUCCUACCACGGGCGGUUCUCGAUUCUUCCGUGAAGAGCCGAACACUGCUACCCCACCCCCGUCUCUCCUACGUCGCAAAACAGAUUUUCGGGAUACGUCGUCCACCGCUCGGUGGGAGGAGAAAGAGAAGGAAUCUGCUCGGGACGUGACCUCGGAGGCCUCCUCUCCGUUUAAUUCCCUGAAACGCAGCUCGACUAAUCCUCUGAGUGCAGCGCCGGGGGCAACAAGUUCGCCGUGGGGCUCGGCUUCGCAAAAUGCCAGCUUCUCGCCAAUGGGGGCCUUCGGAGCGUUCUCUCUCGGCACAAACCCCACGGAGAAAAAACCAGGCUUUGGUAGUCUUCGCGGGGAGAGUCGCCUGAAGGGCCUCUUUUCGAAGGAUAGCUCGGAGGAUAUAUCGGCUGCGGUGAAGGACAAGCCGUCCAUGAGCAAUCUGGAACGCUUGGCAGGUGAGGGUGAGCAGCGCUCGCAGUCGCCUUGGGGGGAAACUCUCAAAACCCGCACCGGACGGAGUGAGACGAACCCCUUUCAGGAGGAACCGCGGAGCGGGAGUGCUGCACUCGGGGGAUCUCAGGAACUUCCAUCUCAGGGUGCCGACCCGACCGGAUUCGCCGCGUUUGGAAUGACCUCCAGUAUCCCCGGCUUUCGAGAGCUGAUCCAGAGCCACGAGAACUCGCGUAAUCCCACCCCAAGUUUACUCCAGGGUCAUGAGCCCACCAGCCCAACCAAUACGAACCCGUAUCAAAGCCCCCAUGGUGACAGAGGUGACGUCGAUGAUGUCGAGACUGACGGCUCUGAUAUCCAAACCUCGCACCAUCCUGGCCUCACUGGACUGCGUGACACGACUGCGUUUGGCUCGAUCAGACGAGUCGGGUCGGGCAUGGACUUGCCUUCGAUCGAUCGGAGCGCGACUUCUAGCGUUGCCGGAAACCGCAGCUUCUCCAGCUUGGGUGGUUUGGGUGGCCUUCCCUCCAUUGGAGGGGCGGCCGGAUGGCCUGCAAGCGUCCCCUAUCUGUCGACCCUGGGAGGAGGCGGUCUCUUCAGCCCUGGCAUCAGUGGCACCGGCAGCAUCGGGCGUUCUAGCAAGCUAGGGUCUCUCUUCCCUGCUGCGAUGCAGGAGCAGAUGCAAGGCGAUCAAGCACGGGCUGAUCUUGGCAGCCUGGACGAUGGUUCCCGGCAACCAGAUCCCCAGCAGGCAGACAAGUCUGGUCAAACCAACCCACCUACCACCACGUCUGAUUCCCAGACUCCUGUCUCUGCCGUUGGCUCCAUCCCCACCUCCAUGGCUCCUGACGUACCUCAGCCUAGUCAGACUCCCGGACAACCUGGAAGCAAUGCCGGCUCCGUUCCUCCUGCCCAACAGCGUACUAUGGUGAUGCCCGAUCGUAUGCGCUGGAUUUACCGCGACCCACAGGGGAACAUUCAGGGUCCUUGGACGGGCCUUGAAAUGCACGAUUGGUUCAAGGCAGGCUUUUUCAGCCCGGACCUGCAGAUCAAGAAGCUCGAGGACCCAGAAUUUGAACCGCUGGCUCAGUUGGUGCGGCGCAUCGGCAAUUCGCGCGAGCCCUUCUUGGUUCCCCAGAUCGGUAUCCCUCAUGGACCCGAUCCUAACCCUGGUCACUGGACAGGAAACACGGCGGGUGCUGCUCAGCCUCCCUUUCCUGGCAGCUUCCCCAGCUUUGGUACUACUUUGACCGCCGAACAGCAGAAUGCCCUGGAGCGUAGAAAGCAAGAGGAGCAGUACCUGAUGGCCAGACAGAAGGAACAUCUCGCACAGCAACAGGCCAUGAUGAAGCAAAUGCAAUUCCAGGGGCUCCCCCCCACUAUGCACCCCCAUCAGCUCCAGCAUCAUUCGAGCGCCCACAGCCUUCACAGCCAGCCAAGUUUCGGUAGCAUUGCUUCGCCUGUUGGUUUCCAACCAUCGCCUAUUCAGGGUCCCGUCCAGCAGCAGCAGCAGCAGCAGCAGUCGCAGCCGCAGCCGCAGCCUCUUGGUGGCUUCUUCGACGCCGCCGGUCCGAUACGGCAGAGCGUCCUGCCCAACGAUCAGCUCCCGGCCCUUCUUGAGCGUUUGAACGUCAACCGACCGGAUCCGUUCGCCUUUGGCAGCGCAGCGCCCUUUGCCACUCGACAGCCGGACAACUUGUUCCAUCAACAGCAGGUUGCCACCAUGCUCCAAGAUCGGGCUCAGCUGCAACAGGAGCAAGAACAAUUUGACAGCGCUCAGGGCGACAGCUUGUUCGACCAACAGGCUCGUGAGGAACGGCUCCGCCAGUUCCAUGCUUUGAGGGCACAGGAAGAUGAAUUCGGCAUGCGCACUGCUGAGGGGCUUCCAACCCAUCCAACUACUGGUCCUUCUCCCCCGCCCGAAGCCGAGUCUGUCCAGGAUGUUAACCUCGACUCCCCCACGUUGGAAGUAGAGCAACCUAUUGUAGAAGACGAAGAACCGGUUCUCACUCUUUCCCAGCAGGUUCAGAAGGCCGCAUCCGCUCAGAGACAGCAGCAGGAGCAGCAGGAGCACGAACAGCAGCAGGUCCAGGCUGCGAAUGACGCUGCAUGGGCCGUCAAGGGUGAUCCAGCCAUGCCCCAGCCGUUCCCUCCCCCACCUUCCGCAUCGCCGCUCCCAGCCCCCGCUGCACAGCGCAGCCGCCAGAACGUUGCGGAAUCGCUCGCCGCAAACUCGAGAUCUCAGACUCAGACUCCGGUGGAAGCCCCUGCCACGUCCAUUGCCCCAUGGGCCAAGGAGGCGCAUGAGAUGCCCAAGGGACCGUCGCUGAAGGAGAUUCAAGAGGCCGAGGCUCGUAGCGCUGCUCAGAGAGAAGAACUGGCUGCCGCUGCUCGUCGGGCUCAACUUCUCGCCGAACAAGAGCGUCUUAGCCAGGCUCAAGUCCAGACUCCUGGUCUCCCAUCGACUGCCAACUGGGCGAGUGGCGGAUCUCCGUCUACUCCUGUGUCCGCCGGGUCGGUGUGGGGUACCAACAAGGCCCCGGCCACUGCUACCGGCGGUGCUAAGAAGACCCUCGCGCAGAUUCAGAAAGAGGAGGAGGCUCGUAAGCAGCGUGCCGCUGCCGCCGCCGCCGCCGUCGCUGCUCAGAGUGCAGUUGCAGUAGCGCCCAGUCCCCCGGCUCCUUCUUCUACUGGAAAGCGGUAUGCAGAUCUGGCUAGCAAGGCUCCUGCUCCUGCUACUCCUACUACUCCCGUUACCACGGGUGCUUGGACCACCGUUGGUGCCGGCGGUAAGGCCAGAGCUCCCCCCGCCGCUCCUUCCGGACCGCGAUCGGCCACCGCAACGACUCCCUUGGCGGCCUCUCCUGUGAAGCCCAAGCCCGCUACCAUUUCCACCCCGCGUGCCGUCACUGUGAACACCGUGACCCCGGCCAACCCUAACCGCGCAGUCGAGGAGUUCACUAAAUGGGCCAAGCUGGCACUGGGCAAGGGGUUGAACAGCAACAUCAAUGUGGAUGACUUUGUUCAGCAGCUGCUAUUCCUGCCCGCCGAAGCGGAGAUCAUCUCGGACUCGGUGUAUGCUAAUUCGCAGACGCUGGAUGGCCGCCGGUUCGCCGAGGAGUUCAUCCGUCGUCGUACCUUGGCCGACAAGGGCAUCGUGGACCCCGUCGCAGCGAGUGCAUUCGCGGAGAAGAGCAGCGGUGGAUGGAGUGAGGUGGCCAAGAAGGGAUCGUCGAAUGCCCACCGUGAAGAGGACAGCAGCAAUGCCGCGUUCAAGGUUGUUGCUCCCCGUAAGAAGGGCAAGCGGUAA